Molecule: messenger RNA, 1083 nt
Organism: Oikopleura dioica
Lineage: Eukaryota; Metazoa; Chordata; Appendicularia; Copelata; Oikopleuridae
Source: the annotation of a GenBank genome assembly
AUGCGAAAGGAUCGGAAAAUGGCCGAGUUUCCCGAGUACCAGCUUGAAAAGCCAGGACCCCGCUUUACCUCACUUCUUACAACGAAUCAAGAAGAUGUUCCAAAGCGCAACUCACAUCUUGAGGCCGUUCAAUCUGAGCUAGAAUUACUCCUCCUCAGUGCCAGCGUGCGUCUCAGAUCACUCACAUCCGAAUCCAAGCUCCUGGUAGAUCCAGAGAUCGAUACAAACAUCAAAAAGCAUCGCGCAGCGAAGAGAUUCGUCCCCAAACGAAGACAAAGCAAGAUUCUAGAGGCAGCGAUAGAAGCGAAGCGUAAGCGCGCUGAAGCACCGGCUCCUCUUCCAUUGCCGCCUAAACCAAUUGAAUCGGACGAGUUUUGGUCAAUGAUGCUCCGAGGAUUGUCGGGCCCAAUCCAGCCAGAAGCGAAAAAAUCCAUCACCGAUAUCCUCGAUGCCCAAUUCGACAAGACCGUCUUCCAGCGCCCUCCUCGCCAGUCAAAUCGCAGGAAAAAUCGAGAUUCAAGCGCUGAAGAAGCCAACUUGCAGAAAAAGCUCCUGGACGCGUGUAAAACUGGGCUGAAAGAACAAGGAGUCGAGGUGAAAAUAGAAAUGCCUGAGAACUUGAAGGAUAGAUUGACCAAAGCAGGGGUCUACAUUGACGAUGAGAAUGAGGUUUUAACGGAGCUCACUAUCGCGCAAGAAGAGUUGAGGCAGCUUGUGACAGAGAAUAAAGAACACGCGACCAUCCUUUAUCGGCUAUCUCGCAAUCAUGAAAAGAGCCAACGAAACAAGCAAAAACUCUUCGAAGUCGACAAAGAAAUCAUGGAAAUGAUGGUCAACGAAAAAUACGAAUCCGAAGAGUUCGAAGCGAAAAUGAAGCUUCGUGAAAAAUACGAGAAAAACUUGGAGAAAUAUGAGAAAAUCAGGGAACAGUGGCUUGGGGACGAUGAAGAAACGGAAUCGGACGAUUCUAGCGGCAACGAGCUUGAUCGCCGCGACGGACUCGAGCUAGAAACUGAAACAAGCGAAACCGCUGAGACGAUAGAGUCCAAACCCUCUACGUCCAAAGCUGAACCUACCGCUUGA